AUCUUGUUGUGAAUUAAUUUUCUGUAGUGAACUUGUGUAUAAUAAAUUGCAUUUAAUUAUAAUAUUAGCUACAUAUAGCUUUAUAACUAGUGAUAAGUAAUAAAUUGCAUAGGGCAAAACAUUAUCCAUGUAAUUUUGUAUCGGGCAAAUGAAACGUUUCCGUACAUUAAUAUUUAAGUUUAACUUCGAAUCUUUAAAUUCGCAAUUUUCAUUCACAAACUUCUGCAGGAGGCAGCACAGCAGAGUAAUGACUUCAACGAAGAGUAUCAGUGACAUGGGAUAUGCCUUCAACACAGGCGGCCAAUUAAGAAAGUUGGAAGCAAAUGGUGAACCUGGCGACACUCCAUUCCAGUUUAACAUAAGUGAGAACCACCAAGAAUGUCAGAAGAAUUAUGAAGAACUGGGGGAAGUGAUAACGGAGUAUGUGUACAAGCUUCUUGAAGAAAAUGAGAACCUUGUCAAGUUGCCCGUACCUACAGAUAGUAAGGCAAGAACUUUUGUGUACGCUUCCAGAGAUUAUGACAAGAAAGAUAAAUUGUUGGUGCUAAUCCAUGGUUCUGGAGUAGUCAGAGCUGGCCAGUGGGCAAGAUCCCUAAUAAUAAACGACAGCUUAAAUUCAGGCACACAGAUACCAUACAUUAGAAAAGCAAUAGCUAAAGACUAUGGAGUCAUCAUCCUGAACACUAAUGACAACUACACAAGUGAAGGAGACAAGAUACCUCACAGCAGUAAUCCUGAAGAACAUGCUAUUUAUGUGUGGAAGACAUACAUAGCCAGUUGCAGUGCAUCUUCAGUGGCCAUUGUAGCACACAGCUACGGAGGUGUGGUGACACUUGCGUUGGCUGAUAAAAUUAAAGACUUUGAGAAGAGAGUUAAAGCUAUAGCCUUCACAGACUCGGUGCAUGGAUUCUCUCAGUUCAAAAUUACGAAACAUCUGAAACAGAUAGCAAAAAAUUGGGUCGCAAGUGGAGAGCCUUUAGACACUCCAAUGAAGACAUCACAACAUGAUAUUGUCAGAGUUUCAGCAGGUCACCCAAAGCAUGAGAUGACAUCCCAUGCAUGUAUAGAAUCGGUGUUCAAAUUUAUUGAUGAAAAACUAACAAAUCAGGGGAUGGCAACUUAA
Messenger RNA from Plutella xylostella (diamondback moth), 1123 nucleotides. RefSeq names its product FAM172 family protein homolog CG10038. Lineage: Eukaryota; Metazoa; Arthropoda; Insecta; Lepidoptera; Plutellidae. Gene Ontology annotation, molecular function: siRNA binding. The record is from RefSeq and is a predicted model, not a curated record. Gene Ontology annotation, biological process: regulatory ncRNA-mediated heterochromatin formation. Gene Ontology annotation, cellular component: nucleus.